This is a messenger RNA of Drosophila willistoni, 4786 nucleotides long. RefSeq lists its product as uncharacterized. Gene Ontology annotation, biological process: cell-matrix adhesion. The transcript has 5 exons. The record is from RefSeq and is a predicted model, not a curated record. Gene Ontology annotation, cellular component: extracellular region; basement membrane. Lineage: Eukaryota; Metazoa; Arthropoda; Insecta; Diptera; Drosophilidae. Gene Ontology annotation, molecular function: serine-type endopeptidase inhibitor activity. Bases 47 to 4621 code for a protein of 1524 amino acids.
UGUUGUGUUUUUUUUUUGUUUUUUUUGGAACGUGUAUGCACUGAAUAUGGCCCAAUAUGAUCAACGUUGGCUCAAACUUUUCUCAUGUUGCCUGCUCAUGGGAUUUCUUAUGCUGCAAAUUUCGGAUGCCAAGCGCACAAAUGCCAAUUUGACAGCAUGUCAACAUCUAAGGCGGGCGGAGACACGUAGAGCCAAGGCUCUGGAGGGAGGAGCUGCAGGUAUACGCAUACCUCGUUGCAAGAAGAGCGGAGAAUUUGAUGCCAUUCAGUGCGUGGAUGAGCGAGCUGGCAAAGAUUGCUGGUGCAUUGAUGAGUAUGGCGUUGAGUUGCCAGGAACGCGAAAUGAAAGUCGCACUGGGGUACGCUGCGAGGAGCCGAAACAUUGCACAGCAUCAGCUUGCCGUAUGUUCUGCCCUUCGGGAUUCGCCAGAGAUACGGAGACCGGGUGCUCGGUGUGCCGCUGCCGGGAUCCUUGCGAUGGUCUAGAAUGUCCCAAUGGACAGUCGUGUCAGCUGCAGGAAGUGCAAUGUAAAUCGGAACCUUGCCCACCGCUGCCCACAUGCAAGAAGACUCGAUCUCUGGCUAAUUAUUGUCCCGCCGGAAUGCCGCUGUCCAUUGAGGAUAGCGCAAGACCUUUUUUGUGUGGCCAAGAGCCGGGCAAGCCCCAGUGUCCACCGCUUUACCAAUGCAUGGUGGAAUCCGGCAACGACUAUGGCGUCUGCUGUCCCAGUGCUUUAACCUUCCAGAAACCUGGCAUCUGCCCUGCACCAGAUCAAACACCGUAUACCCAGAGCACUGGUUACAUUUGCGGAACCGCCUGCACCCAUGAUCUCGAGUGCCGUAACAUGGAGAAGUGUUGCUUCAGCAAGGGAUGUCAAUUUAAUUGCCAACAGCCGAGCAAUGUGACCGGAUGCCAUCAGGCAAAGGCGCUGGCCGAUUUGCUUUCAGUGAAUGAACGCGAGGGACGUGGAUAUGUCCCCGAAUGCAAUGGUCCGGGUGGGCAAUUCUCGCCCAGGCAGUGCUCAAGAAAUGGCUUGGUUUGUUGGUGUGUGGAUCCACGCACGGGACACAAGAUCAAGGAGACAAUGGGAGCAGCGAACAACGUGAAUUGCGAUGGUUGGGAGAAUAUGAUUAGUCGCUCCUAUGCCCGAAGUGUCCAAAUGGAACAGUGCGACACAAAUAUCUGUGCCGCUGUAUGUGAAUAUGGCUUCAAGAACGAUCACAAUGGAUGCCCCAGCUGCGAGUGCUCGGAGCCCUGUGAGGGCUUCAAAUGCUCCAUCGGCUCCCAUUGCGAAGUGGCCACUGAUCCCCUCUGUGAAUCUGGUUCUUCGUUGUGCGCCUCUUGGCCCGUCUGUAAGCCCGACUUGGCCUACUCGAAUCCCUGUGAUGUGGGCACUCCGCUCUCGGAUACGGCGACGGGUGAGGUGAUGUAUUGUUUUGAGGAUCAGCGGCAAGGACGCAGUUUCCAGCCAACAGCCUUCUUUGACACCGAACCAGAGGCCGAAUCCAAGCAAGGUCGCUCCAUGACUAAUCGCAUCAUGUGUCCAGAUCAAUACAAAUGCACCAAAUUGCAUCGCGAGACUGAGAGUGUGUGCUGCCCAUUGCCAGAGGAGGAGACGACUGCCGCUAGUGCAGGAGAAGAUCAGCAGGGAUCAGGACGGCAACAGACCAUGUGUGAAUACCUAAGAGACUUCUCCGAACGCAUGGAGGGCACCGAGGAGGGCAUGCAAUUGGCUGUGCCAGCGCCUCGUUGCAAUGAAGAUGGCGACUAUCAGGCCAGGCAAUGUCAACUGCGAAAGAUUCGCGUCACAAGGGCCGAACAACGAAAAAUCCUGGAAGAGAACACCAUUCGUCGGAUGCGAAUGCUGCUCCUAAACAAGAGAUCUCGUCGAGAUGCCGAGCGCCUGAAGCUUUACCGCGUCGAUGACAGUGCUUUGAAGGUGCACAUAGCAGAGCCUGUGAUGGCACGCAGUGCCAAGGUCAUUGACUUGGGGGCGGAACGUCAGCAGGGAUUGGGCCAAUUGUUCGAAACGGAGUUUAAGAAGGUGGCUUCGGCCACCAAGCGACCCAGUUCGGGAGCAGGAGGUGCAUUGGAAGAGGAACUAGUCGAAAUGGAAGUGGAGCAGUGUUGGUGUGUGGAUAGUUUUGGUACGGAAAUACCACGCUCUCGCGGAUUCAAUGUAACGGAUGAGACUUGUGUCCAGUUGCGGGAUGAACUAGACUGUCUGGAUCUGACCUGUCGCAUGGGCUGCGAGUAUGGCUUUGCUUUGGACUCGGAGACACGCUGUCCUGCCUGUCAGUGCCGUGAUCCCUGUGAGAAUGUCAGUUGCGGCGACGGCAAGGAGUGUCGGAUUGUUGACGUCAGUUGUGAGGGUGAAUACUGUCCCCCAGUGCCGGCGUGUUUGCCACGCAAGGCGGGCCAAUGUCCCUAUUUGGUUCCCCCCGGUCCGGAUAAUCUAGAUGCCAAUACCUGUGCCUAUGAAUGCCGCACCGAUGCCCACUGUGAUGGGACACGUCGCUGCUGUUCGAAUGGAUGCGGAACUCAGUGCGUGGAACCCCAACUAAAGACUGCCUGUCAGCAUCUUCAGGCCAUUCAGUUGCAUCAGAGCUCGGAAUUGGGUAUUCCGGCUCGUCAAAUGUCUGUGGCCCAGUGCACUCCGGAAUAUGGCCGCUGGGAGCAAAUCCAAUGCUCCCCCAAUGGCAAUUGUUGGUGUGUGGAUCAACAGAAUGGAAGUAUAAUGCCUGGAACUAGGGUCCAUCUACCAGCCACACCUGUUUGCAAGGAGAACUCCAGUUUCGCCUGCCCACCACUUUCGAAGUGCGAUCUUCAGUGCUCCGAGAGUGGCUAUCAGGUGGAUGAGAAUGGUUGUCCGACCUGUCAGUGUCGAAACUAUUGUGAUGAGCUCAGUUGUGCCAGUCACGAGGAGUGCCAACUGAUUAGCGUGGAUUGUGUGGACAGUCCAUGCCCCAAGAUGCCCAUCUGUGUGCCGAAACGUGCUUCCGUUUGUCCCGAGGGCAAUCCCCUGCAACAGGGCGAACUCGAUGUCAGUUGCGGCCCACACAACGAACACGAGGCCUGCCCCACCACCCACUCCUGCCAGCUGAAUCCGGUUAGCAAUCGAGGCGUCUGCUGCUCCAAGACCCGUGAUGUUUGCUUUGAGUCCAUGGACAGUGGAUGCCUUGCCAUUAGCACCACAGAGAAGAAUUCUACCCGUUAUCGUUUCAGUCCCAAGGCCAAUAAGUGUGUGUCCGUGGUGAUUGAUGGCCAGUCUGCUCCCUCAUGCCAGACAAAGAAUCUGUUCCACAAUGAGUUAGCCUGCAAUUCCGUGUGUCCAGUGCUCACCCAAUGCGAGAGAUUGAAACUGAAGAAUAGUCUAGCCGCCCAAAGAAGUGCCCACUCUUCGUCCUCUGUUUGGUUCCAGCCACGUUGUGAUCCCAUUACCGGCCACUGGAGUCCCGUUCAGUGUCUGGGCAAGCAACCCCAACCGCAGGGAAUGAAUACCGCUCCUACAGAGAUUGUCAGUCGGGCUUUUGCUGCUGCUGGUCCCGAGGCUAGUCCGUAUGGUGUUUGCUGGUGUGCCGAUAAAAAGGGCGCUCCUCUCAAAGGCAGCCUGACCCGGGACAUGGAACCCGUGUGCAAUAGUCGCCAAGCUCGUAAUCGCAAGAACUUCGAUCUGGGUGAUCCGCUGAUGGAGCAGCUAAUUGGUCAGCUAACUCAACUCAAUGAUGUAAGCAACGAUAAUUUGGAUUUUGAUGCAUUGGAAGAGCCCUUAACGGCCACCGAAAGGGUCUUGGAAAUGGCCAAUUCACUCCUGGAUUCGCAAUUGUCUGUGGAAUCCCUGCCCCCUCUGAAACGCAUGGAGCUGAAGACAACUCGUUGUCGUGCCUUGGCCAAAACGGCAACCUUCCCAGUGAUAUGUGACGAGGACGGCGCCUUCCGACCUCUACAGUGCAAUGGACGCAGCUGCUGGUGUGUCGAUGCUGCUGGGAAUCAACUCCAGGCUAGCCAAGUCUUUGGCCAGGGCGAUCGUAAAUGCCACCGAGUUGCCAUCGAGGCGGUGUCCAUUGAGCUGCACAUGACGAAUACGAGCGGUCGAAGUGUUCGUAAUGUCUAUGACACAGUUCGUCUGGAGUUACAGCAACUCCUGGGCGAAACCGUCGAGAAUUUACGUGUCCAGGAGAACUUUGAUGGCUCUGUGAUUGUGCGUUUCGAACUGCAUCAGGCGGACAAAGUGGACAUUGCCUUUGCCAUUGAACAGGCCAUUACGUCCGGACAUUUCCAGUUAGCCGGUGGACACUUUCGUCCCGACAUCACUCGCUCUCAUUUCGUCCAUCGAAGUGCAAUUCCGCCGAUGGCCCAAGCCGCAACAGCACAGGAUGAGUCCAUUCAAUUGGUUCUCUUCAUUAUGGCCACCAGUUCGGCCUUUCUGGUCAGCAUCUUUGUGGUCUACGUGAUGCUCAAGCGGGGACGAGGCAACAAAAUGGGCCAACAGAAUGCCUACAAUGCCUAUGCGACGGGCACAGGUUAUCCCGGGGACAAGACUCUGGACUACUCGGCUCCCAUUUUCGUGAUGGCUGCCAACGAUGCGGAGAGUAUUAAGGGGGGAGUGGGCAAGGCGUAGGGAAUUGGUUUGUUUUUGUUUUUAAGUUAUUUAAAGAAACCUUAAUAAAAUUGUAAAUAUAUUAGGGGUAGUCUAAAAGAUUCCACCAAAUAUAUAUAUAUAUAUACCAAAUACAUAGAACGGAAUCUAGCGAAUCGAUCGAACCCCCUGAAAUUAAGCCAAGAA